AUGGUAUUUGAGAGAUGGCGAAUGCAGAGCAAGAAUACACAGGAUGUCUUGGAGGUUCUUAAGAAUAGGUUAGAAAGCGCCAGCUAUGAGGAGGAUAGAAUAGAAACGCUGCAGAAACUCUAUAGCUACUCAAUUAGCAAUCCCAAUGACGUUCUGGAUCUAUGCUUCGAUGCGAUUGUUAAAUCCAUAGAGAUGACAGAUAUCAAGUCCCAGCAGGCUAUGAUUUUGCACGCACUUUACACCAGCUCGUACAGCGAGCUCAUGCUAGAGAAGUUUGUUUCCAAAAAUGAGUAUUCACAGGUGGUUUUGAGAUGUGAUGUGCAUUUUAUUUCUAGAAUCAUCAGAACAAUUAACUCAAACACGUUAUAUUCAUUUCUAUCAGAGGAGAACUCAAUCACAACAGUUCUUAUGAGUUUCAUAAAAAAUGGAUACUUCAAAGAGUUUUGCAGUUUUGUUGGCAAAAAUACAACUUUAAAAGAAACACUUGUUUUUGAGGGGGCUUUUGAGGAGCUAAUGAAAAUCUAUACAUUUGAAAAGCGUAUAAUGGCAAGGGAGGAAAGAAUCCAUAGCUCGAGGAUGUGUUUAGUAUCUCUGUUAGAUGGAUCGGCCAAGAAUCAGCAGUAUUUCUUCGAUUCUGAUCUUGUUCAAAGCAUCACUAAAGAGCCUAUUGCUGAUGAUAUUGAAAUGCUUCAGAUGCUACUGAAUCCUGAAUUAAAAAACUAUGCAAUUUGCCAAAAAGGACUCAUGCAGUGUGGCGUUUUGGAAACAGCCAUGCAGCUUAAGGCUUAUGGCAUUAUUUAUAGCCUUAUCGAUUCAAAUGAAGAAAAUUUCAAGACUUUUAUUGAAAACCACUUGUGUUUAGAAUCUUUAAUAGAAGAGUGCGAUAACUCAGUAGAAGCAUUUAAGAUAGUUGAACUUCUUGCACGAUACACAUACUUUCCGAUUGCUCAUGAUCACUCAUUUAGGAUUAAUACUCUCCUGUGCAUUCUUGGAUGUUCAUUUGCAGAUCUCAACUAUCUGAUAGUUGAUGCUGUCCAAAAAGAUAAACUUAAUAUGGAUCAUCUGAUUUACUUAUUAUUUACACAAAGCACGAUCAGCAGCAUCAGGCAAUACCUUAACUACGCAGAGUAUGAAGAACCGUUGGGCUCAAUGUGCAUUUUGAUCUAUCUUUCAUUUAGUAUCCAGCUAGAUCUUUCUCCACACCAACUCAUUGCAAAACUAAAAUAUCUAAGGUUAUACUUUCUAAACAACAAAGUUACACUAGAUUCUAUCAACGAAUCAGUAACAUCUACUAUUGACCAGUAUAUUCAACAGUUUGGCUGUACUUUUGAAAGAAAGGAGUAUUCGCUACCGUCAAAGAAAGAUGCAGAGCAAAACACUAGUGCGCCUACUAUAAAUUCAGUAACAGAGUCAAAAAGUGUUAUUGUUGAGGGCGUUAACAAUAGAAUCAAGAGUUUGUUUAGUAAAUUUACAAAGAAAGACCAAGAAAAGCAAAACUAUGAUUUAUAA
This is a messenger RNA of Vittaforma corneae ATCC 50505, 1509 nucleotides long. RefSeq lists its product as uncharacterized. The record is from RefSeq and is a predicted model, not a curated record. The coding region runs from base 1 to 1509 and encodes 502 amino acids. Lineage: Eukaryota; Fungi; Microsporidia; Nosematidae. The transcript has a single exon.